Messenger RNA from Neurospora hispaniola, 321 nucleotides. RefSeq lists its product as uncharacterized. Lineage: Eukaryota; Fungi; Ascomycota; Sordariomycetes; Sordariales; Sordariaceae. The record is from RefSeq and is a predicted model, not a curated record. Bases 1 to 321 code for a protein of 106 amino acids. The transcript has 2 exons.
AUGUGCACCAAAAAGCAAUACCUCUUCGUAGUCUGCGGCCACACCGAAUGGUGCGAGUCGCAGUGCCAGACCAAGCUGAAGCGCACCUUGAUGAACCCCAAGGACGAAAAAUACCCGCCGCCUUGCGUCCCCGUCACGGAGGUGACCGACCCCAUCAGGCUGGUGGGCAAAUGCAGCACUUGCCGUCCCAGAACUCGCAGUGCGCGCAGUGCUUUCGGCACUACCAGUGCUACCAGUGCUUCCGGAAGGGACGCCGAGGGAAGUUUAGAAGUAGGUUGCCGACUAAGGCUGUGGUGGAACAACCUGAUUGAGAAAAGGUAG